Spirodela intermedia is the source of this 2880-nucleotide messenger RNA. The record is from the annotation of a GenBank genome assembly. Lineage: Eukaryota; Viridiplantae; Streptophyta; Magnoliopsida; Alismatales; Araceae.
AUGGCGUCCACCAAUGCUCUGCCCGGUCAGGUGUCGAGCGCGCGUAUGGCGUGCGACAGGAGAGGGGCUAGGUGUCCAGUCUCCUUCUGUAGGUGUUCCACGCUUCAUCCUGAAUUGACCUGUAUUUGUGAUGAAAGCUUUUGAUUCUGUUAGUGUCUUUUUGUCCGUUUUCAGCUUCAUUCGGGCAGUCGCUUUGGUUUUGAUCUAGAGUGGAUGACUGUGAUGGCCCACUCUCUGAGUCUAGGGUUGAAACUGAUGCGGUAAUUCACGCUUAUUGGUGAAUUAUUGGGGGUUUUGCGCUCGGACGACCUCUAUUUUGGGCCUUUUUGGUCUGCUUUUCUGUUUUCUAGUCAAUUUCUGUAGCCAUUUCCCCUGAAAUGUGUUUUCCUGCCUCAUGUUUCAGGGGAUGUUAGUUUAUUAUUAUUUUUCCAAUUAUAUUUCAGUGCGUUCAUGCUAUUUUGAUUACCCGAGGAAUAUGGCGUUUGCGUAAAUUGUAAAUUGUAAGUCGGUGAAGGAAAAGAGAGAAAAUGUGUUGGAUUAGAUGCUUCCGACGCGAUAUCGAGAAGUGUACUCAUGUUCUUGUGACUUUACUUCAGAAUACAGUAUAUCUGGGAGCUUUAUCAUUUUUCUGUUGAGCUAGAUGUAAGACUAUGUUUUCUUUCAGGUAAUGAACUCCGCACCAGCAAGUUCGUGAAAGUUCCACGGCUUAUAUCACGGUCUUCUUGUAAAAGCGGGAAGAAAAUUAGCCCUCUCAGAGUUAAUGGUUUGUUCGGAGGAAAGAAGGAUAAGGGCGACGGUGAUGAUGGUUCGUCAAAGGUGAGAAAUACUGUAGUGAGUGUGGUGCAGAUAUCUGUUCUUGAUCACUGGAUGCUGCGUAAUUGAAAAAAAAAUCAUGGGCCUUUGUUACGUCAGCCUUGCUUAUGGUUUCCUUUUCCUUUUUCGUGGUAGUUGUAAUUCGGAUGAUCUUCAAUCAUGAGUCUCUUGGCAUCUGGAAUGAUUCAUUCUUUGCUAAUCACUAGAUUGACUCUCAUUUAAUGCUUGGCUAUGCUCAAUUAAAACUUAUUUUGCUUCUUACGAGUUGGUAAUCUCCCAGUGUAAUUUGGCCUAAUAGAUAGCUAUUAGAUGAUUACGACUAUUUAAAAAUUAUUUAUAGCCCUAUUUCUAAACAAAUAAAUGAUUGAAGAUAGAUCCAUAAGAUUUGAAGCUCGUUACCCAUGCAUAUGUCACUUAUCCUGUUAAUAGGUUUGAAGGCCAAACUUAGACAGGAACGUAAAAAUUGGUUGUUGUUUCUUCUGGGAGCCUUUCAGCCUGAAACCAAGUUUUUUGCACUAUCACUUUAAACAGUAGAUAUAUUAUAUUCUUGGAUAUGCAUAGUCGUCCAGUUUAUUGUCCUUUGUUGAUUUCUUUCCUCAAUUGCUAUGCCAUUUAGUUGUUUUUGAGGAUUAACCAUUUGAUAGUGUGACCUGUCGAGGAUGCAAUCCCUUUCUCCAUAGUUGUUAAAGAAUUCCAGUUGAAUGUGCUAUUUAGUUGACGAUAUAAUCCUCUUAAUGCUUUUCAAAGUCGCCAUCCUUGAUUAAUUGUGGAAACACUGCCCGUGUCAGUAUGCGAUUUCCACAUCCGUUGUUGAGUCAGUCUUCAGCAAGCUACAAUGAAAAUAUUAUUAGAUGCAUUUUCGUCGUCAAUUUAAAUUUUCUUAAUUAAACUUUUCUUAAUUACAGUGCACAACAGGAUUAAAUAAUUGUUAUGUGGAUAUAUAUUUUUUUUAUUUUUUAUUUUCUGUAUCAUGGAAACGUGAUUGUGUUAUAAAAAAACAGUAUUUUUCAUGUUUGUAUAAAAAAUAACUAUUCGUGGUAUGUUUGGUUAAUCAUGCUAACCUCAUUCUUAUGCAUCACCUAUUUCUAUGAUAGGCAGGAAUCGUGGGCAACCUGCAAAAUCUUUAUGAAACCGUGAAGAAGGCACAGAUGGUUGUCCAAGUCGAAGCUGUUCGUGUACAGAAAGAGCUUGCUGAGUAUGUGUCAUCUCAUUAUUUCUCACAACGGAUAAACCUUAGUCUCAUUGAAUUCCUAUAAUAUGGUUUCAAAAUAUUUUGUUCACAGAGCGGAGUUUGAUGGGUACUGUGAAGACGAGCUAAUCAAGGUAGGUCAACAUUACUCAUAACCUAAUCUUUGUGUAGAGAAGAGUUGACUUAUAGUGUUCUCUUUGCCAAUGCUUGAAUUAACCAUGAAUAACGAUUCAGACGGUUUUAUUUAAGUUAAUAUCAAUUAAAACAUCUCUUUUGGUGUUACUUUUCUCUAGAAAUUAGUAUUAUUUUUUGAAAAAAAUUCCUUGCAGGCAACCCUUUCUGGAAACCAGCAACCUCUGAGAAUCGAAAUCACUGAGGCUGCCAUGGAGCUAGGAGCUGAGGUACUUCUUCAUCGAUUUGUGACUGCAUCCCUGAUAUGAUGAUUUUUUGGAAAAUAUUUCUGUGCAUUGAAUAUAAAAUGCUUCUUGGAUCAAGCUUUUCAUCUUCUCGUAUAUCACCACAUUGGGUCCUUGAUUUGCCCAAUUCAGCAGUACCCAUUACAGAUAUUUCCUGCUCAUUCUUUCCAGAAUCAGCCAUUAUUCCUUGAUAAUUGGGGUUUUCUUGGGAUGAUCCCUUUCUGUCCACUGUUUCCUGCAGAAGCUCUCUCUUCUGGUGACAGAGGCCUACAAGGAUGCCCAUCAGAAGAGUGUCAAGGUAGGGCACCCAAGAAAGCCUUUCAAGCCACACCCACCAGCCUCUGCAACUCUCUUGAUCUGAGAUCUCCACCUUCUUUCUCCUAGGCCAUGAAGGAGAGGAUGAGCAACCUGGCCCAGAGCCUGGGGAUGCCUCCUAACCUUGGCGAGGGGCUCAAGCAAUGA